CUCUUUCACGGAGGCUGAGGGGAUGGAAACAUCUGCCCCACGUGCCGGAAGCCAGCGGGUGGCGACAACAACUGGCUUACCGGCGGCGUUUCACCACACCGAGACUCUGCGGGUGACCUCGCCAAACCAGCUCGCCGAAAUGGCUGCUUUCAGGCAAGGAAAAUUUGAUGGAAAUUUCGAGCCUCUGGACCUUGCAGAAUUUACUAAAAAGCAACCAUGGUGGCGCAAGCUGUUCGGCCAAGAAUCUGGGCCCUCUGCCGAAAAGUACAGUGUGACCACCCAGCUGCUCAUAGGAGGCGUCACCGGAUGGUGCACGGGUUUCAUAUUCCAGAAGGUUGGAAAGUUGGCGGCAACAGCUGUGGGUGGUGGAUUUUUCCUCCUUCAGAUUGCAAACCAUACUGGUUACAUCAAGGUUGACUGGAAACGAGUAGAGAAAGAUAUGAAGAAAGCCAAGGAGCAGCUGAAAAUUGAUAAGAGCAACCAAAUCUCUAGCGAAGUCAAGAGCAAAGCAGAAGCGGUGGUAUCAUUUGUGAAGAAGAAUGUCCUUGUGACGGGGGGAUUUCUUGGAGGCUUUCUGCUGGGCAUGGCAUCCUAAGAUGGACACCUGUGUUCUUUUUCCCCCCAUUAUUUCAUCAGAAUAUGUCAGUUGCAUUUUUCCAACCAGAAGCCUCUACACUCCAUCAUAGGACAUUGAGUCUCCCUCCAUCUUCCUCUCCUCCUGUGCCUUCCUCCUGCACUGGCAGAUCAGAAUAGCUCUCUAUUGGUACAAGAUAACUUAGUACUGACCUGACUUGAACUUGCUGAUGAUGGAAGAGACAACAGACAUUAGCUUGUCCUCCCAGCACUCUCCCUACAUGGCUAGUCUGUAGGUCAGCAAGAAUGUGUCUCUCCCCAUCAUAAGCUGCAAGCUGGCCUACCCAGAAGGAUGAUUAGGUCCUAAAAUAUCACCCCAAAUUGUUGAUUUGGAAAAGAAAUAGCACAUAGACAUCUUGUCCUUACAUUCAGCACAGAAAGGACCUUGAAUACAUUUGCCUUCAUGCAUCAAAUACUGUGCUGUCUUGUCUACUUCUUUCAUUGGUUUUAUAUGAUAGAACAAGAACUGUUUAGACCUGUUACUAUUAUCCUGAUGUAAAUAGCAACAAAAACAUUAUCAUUUUAAAAAUGACUGUAGAAUGAACCUAGGGAGGUAUUGGUAGGAAGGUCUUUGGGGAACUGGUCCGUACCAUAGACUGGCCCAAUUUAGGAUGUGAUCUGCUGUCUCCCAGUGGUCCCAACUCUUAGCAUUUUUUUCAUAAAUAAAGCUUAAAAUCUUUGCACA
Molecule: messenger RNA, 1318 nt
Organism: Echinops telfairi (small Madagascar hedgehog)
Lineage: Eukaryota; Metazoa; Chordata; Mammalia; Afrosoricida; Tenrecidae
Gene: FUNDC2
Product: FUN14 domain containing 2
Exons: 5
Coding region: 23-595 (190 amino acids)
Biological process (GO): autophagy of mitochondrion
Cellular component (GO): mitochondrial outer membrane
Source: RefSeq, a predicted model, not a curated record